Molecule: messenger RNA, 3844 nt
Organism: Paramacrobiotus metropolitanus
Lineage: Eukaryota; Metazoa; Tardigrada; Eutardigrada; Parachela; Macrobiotidae
Product: FERM, ARHGEF and pleckstrin domain-containing protein 1-like
Exons: 21
Coding region: 302-3673 (1123 amino acids)
Cellular component (GO): cytoskeleton
Molecular function (GO): guanyl-nucleotide exchange factor activity; cytoskeletal protein binding
Source: RefSeq, a predicted model, not a curated record
GCGAGUAGCAAUGAGUGUUACAGAGGAAGGAAAGGAAGCUGGCAGGAGUAGCGGAGAUGUCAAAAGUUCUUUCAAAGUUACUUAUCGAGCAGAGUGAGGAUUUAAAUCUAUCUGAGAUUCCGUAUCCACAGUAGCGACGCUGCUCGACGCCUUGGGCAGUAUUAUUCGUUCGUUUAUCAGACUAUUCAUAAUGAUGAUCUGAAUCGUUUUGGCUGCCAUUGUGCGCGAUUUGGCUCAGCAGGUGCUAAACAGGCGCGGAGUGGAGGCUGGGCUUGAUCGGAGAAGAGGAGCUUCUCCAAGGAUGAGCGCGACAGUGGCUGUGCCCCCCGUGGGGCCCUCCAAUGGCAUCCAACGCGGUGGAGGGGAUGGACAUUCCAGUCUGUCCCGUCAGGCGUCCGGAGCCCAUAUGCCAUCAUCGCACGGAUCGGGAAAAUCGCUCAAUUGUCGCGUGGAAUUUUUGGAUGAUUCCCAUAUUAUUUUUAAAAAUUCUCCGAAAGCCCGAGGAUCGGAACUCUUCACCCAAGUGUGUGAACAUUUAGCACUUUUGGAGAAUGAUUAUUUUGGUUUGGAAUACACUGACAGUACGGGCAAUAAGUACUGGUUGGACCUGGAACGGCCCAUUGGACGGCAGUUGGGAUUGGCGGUAUCAUCCAGUAACACGAUAAAUCUGCAUUUUUGUGUGAAAUUUUACACACCCGAUCCCGUACAACUGGAAGAAGAAAUUACGAGAUAUUUAUUUGUAUUGCAAAUUAGAAAAGAUUUAGCCAACGGACUCAUGCCUUGCCAAGACACCACCGCCGCCUUGUUGGCUGCUUAUGUUGUACAGGCUGAGGAGGGUGAUUAUUCACCGGAUAAUUAUCGGGAUUACACAUAUUUGCUCAAGUACCGGUUUCUUCCUCAGCAGGAUGUUAUGUUUCUCAGCCAAGUGCGCGAUAGCCAUCUGCAACUCGUUGGUCAGUCGCCGGCGGAAGCGGAUUUGAAUUUCCUGGAAACUGCCCGACGAUGUGAGAUGUAUGGCAUGCGCCUACAUGCCGCCAAUGACCAUGAAGGCGUCGCCCUGAAUCUGGCUGUAGCACACAUGGGCAUAGUUGUCUUCCAGAAUCUUGCGAAAAUCAAUACCUUUUCAUGGGCCAAAAUUCGCAAGCUGAGCUUUAAGAGGAAACGCUUCCUUAUCAAACUGCAUCCAGAAGGAUUUGGUUACUAUAAAGAUACUGUGGAAUUUUAUUUUGAUUCGCGAAAUUCUUGCAAGAAUUUCUGGAAGAAAUGCAUUGAACACCAUGGAUUUUUUCGAUGCCCUAUGGUGGCAUCGCUGCCUCGUUCCAAAACGAGAAUCUUUCCUUCGGGUUCGUCUUUCAGAUUUUCUGGCCGCACGCAGAAGCAAGUCUUGGAAUUUGCUCGUGAUAAUUACGGCAAGCGGCCCAGUUUCCAACGCGCCAGUGGGGCUUCCCGGAUCCGCUCGUCUCAGAGUUGUGGAGCUUCACUGGCGGCGACCCCGCUCUUACCGAUGGCAAGAACGCGGGACAGUCGGUACAAUACCACGGGUGGUACACGCAGUCGCAAAAUGCAACAAGGCGAGAAUGGAGUGUUGGCACGCUCACGAAGUGAACCCAUGGAGGUGACAGAGGCAACUAAUCCGGAUAAGAGCAGUGAUAGUGGCAGUCGCACUCUGGAACGCACACAGCGAGUGGAUAGUGCGCAUGAACAGGUGCCACUGUCUUCCCGCGAACACCUUCCUGACGACUACACUAGUCAUACAACGAUUAUGCGGACGGAACGCUAUGACGACUACCGUCCCAACGGACAUGUCCAGGAGGUCGCCGUCACGAUGGAAGACGUCAUCAGGAAUAUCCCGAGCCGCACACCACGAUCGACAUUGGAGCGUAAGAGUGAAAUCUCCCUAUCGGCUCGCCUACUAAAUGGCACCACGCCAGCCCCAUCCGCUGGUCACGAACUGGAGGAAUUAGCACGCAAAAUUAACGGCUGGAAACUGCAGUCGGCAGCCGCUGCCAGCGCUAACCAGGAGUCUUUUUUGGCAUCAUUUGAGAGUAAAUCGUUUGGUGAAUCGUUGCGGACAUUAGCCGAUGACAGUAUGGAUGGGCGGAAGAGGCGCCAUCCGUCCGAUCUCGGCUACUUCAUUGCUAAGGAAAUUCUUAAUGGGGAAAGGACGUAUAAGAAGGACCUUGAAGUUCUUUGCGUGCAUUUAAAAAACGAGUUGAGCCGGUCUGAGGAGAUUCCCAGUGGACUACUGCACAAUGUCUUCAGUCUGCUGCAACCUAUCUGGGAGAGUCAAGGGACACUACUAGUUGAUAUCGAACAUCGAUUAUCAUCCUGGGACAAUCGGGUCGGCAGCGCGGCCUCCUCGCAUCGCAGUGAUUGCAAUCACAUCGGUGACCUUUUGCUCAGACAAAACCAAGCCCUGGACCAAUAUUGCGCAUUUCUCCUCAAAGUGCCUGAUUUUCUGCAAGAGUUCGACGUGGCCUUGAAGAAGAAUAAAGCUUUUGAACAGUUGUACCGGCGUGUUGAAGGAGAGAAAUACUGCUACCUGCCAUUAACGGCCUUCCUGCUCAAACCGGCGCAGCGGCUGCUCAGCUAUCAGAAUGCUCUUGAACGUCUGCUGAAUCAUUACCCGGCCUAUCAUUCGGAUGUGGGCGACUGCGAAGCGGCCCUCCAGAAUCUCCGACGUGCCAGCAGUACGGUGCACGACGCGGUCCGGCAUGCUGAACACUAUACCAAGCUGGCGGAACUGCAGCGCGAUCUAAUGGGAAUUGAUAAUCUGGCUGUACCGGGACGGGAAUUUGUCCGCGAAGGAUGUCUGCAGAAAUUAUCCAAGAAAGGUUACCAGCAGCGUAUGUUUAUUCUGUUGACCGAUUUGUUGUUAUACGCCAAUCGCACAGCCAACCCCGUUGCCCCGUUUAAAAUCCACGGACAGAUCGGUAUCCGUGGUAUGAUGGUGGAGGAUUGUGAGGCUAAAAUGGGCAUGGAGCAUUGUUUUACCAUCUACGGCGGAAACCGAGCAUUGGUGAUAGCUGCUAAUUCAUCCGAAGAAAAAUUAUGCUGGCUGCAUGAUCUACACACUGCUAUUGAGCAGUCCAAGCGCUUAGCCUACGACAAACUAAUUCAUUACGGUAGUCUGAAGUCAUACAGCUCUUCCGAUGAGAUCUUGGAUAAGCUGGAAUCAACACCUCUCUCCCCAGCGGCGCAUGCUGGAGUGGAUGGGAAAGCGUCAGUUGAGCGCAGCACACUGUCCAGCCGGACUAAUACGACACUGCAUGUGUGUUGGCACCGCAAUAUGACCAUUGGUGUUCGUGAUCUCUCCAGGGCCUUCCAAUUGCAGAUGAGUGGAUAUUUACUGCGGAAAUUCAAAAGCAGUGAUGGAUGGCAGAAACUCUGGGUUGUGUUUACGAAUUUCUCCAUGUUUUUCUUCAAGAACAAUCUUGAGGAAUGCCCGCUUGCUAGUCUUCCCCUGAUUGGAUACCGUGUAUCGCCGCCUUCCUCUGAGGACCAAAUUCAUAAAGACCACGUAUUCAAACUGCACUUCCGCAAUCACGUGUAUUUCUUUCGAACGGAAAGUGAAUACAGUUAUUCAAGAUGGAUGGAAAUUAUCGGCAGUGCUACAGAAACCGAACUGCUCAGCGAUUCGCCGGACAAUAACGGCUUAGGCAUGCAUGUUUAGAUUUUAAGGUUUGAUUUUUUACUGGUUUUUUGGGUCUGAUAUGAGCGGGUAUGUUUUGUAUUCUGCGGCUGAGUGAAAUGGGUCUGAUGUCAUUUUUGGUGUACAAAGGUCACCAUGUGGCAGCUGUUGCUCGAAGAAUGUGAAGGGGGCAAAUUUUUGUAUUAAAAUUAA